Molecule: messenger RNA, 1626 nt
Organism: Magallana angulata
Lineage: Eukaryota; Metazoa; Mollusca; Bivalvia; Ostreida; Ostreidae
Product: toll-like receptor 4
Exons: 1
Coding region: 1-1173 (390 amino acids)
Biological process (GO): immune response; toll-like receptor signaling pathway
Cellular component (GO): membrane
Molecular function (GO): protein binding; transmembrane signaling receptor activity
Source: RefSeq, a predicted model, not a curated record
AUGGAUAUGUCAAACAAUUUUUGUUCCCGCAUGGUUCGAUUACUUGAUGCAAAAUCAAUGAAACAUUUGAACUUUUCUCACAAUGAUAUCAGUCAGGAUUUGGAAGGAGACUCAACCGGUGAAAUCUUUAAUACGUUUACCAGUCUUGAGGUGCUAGACAUAUCUUCUAACAGGAUAGUGUCACUACCAAAACUUCUCCUAAGAAACUCGAACGAAUUAAGAUAUAUAGAUGCAAGCAACAAUGGAUUAUCUGAAUGGUUGGUAGAUGUGAGCAAAAUGUCGAAUCUCAAGUUACUUGAUUUGUCUGAGAACAAAUUUGCAACGCUAAGUUCACACGCUCGGCAACAGUUUGGACACGCUUUUCAACUAUCCAAUUUAACCAUCGACAUUUCAAGAAAUGGGAUAGCUUGUACUUGUGAGAAUCAAGAUUUCUUGGUAUGGAUGCAUGAGAACAAAAAUUAUUUUCUACACAUUGAAAACUAUACUUGCUCUACAACAGAUUCCAUGUUCGAUUUCAAAUCUCUUGAAUCCUCUGUACACAACUUGCAAAAGCAAUGUAAAUCAUUCUUGGGUUGGUACAUAGGCUGUUCAGUCACCUCAGCAAUAUUUGUCACAUUUAUUAUUAGUAUAAUAGUUAUUAAAAACAAAUGGAAAAUACGAUAUCUUAUCUACAAAUCCAAGCAAAAGUUUGGUUUUGUAACUCCGUUCAACAGAUGUAUACCAGAUACCAUGCAUUAUGACUAUGAUGCCUUCCUUUCAUACAGUGGUCAAGAAUUAAUGUUUGUCUUAAAGCAAGUAAUACCUAGAUUAGAAGUCAACAAAAAACUCAGACUACUAAUCAGAGAUCGGGAUUACUUGCCAGGCAUUUCAAAGGUAGACAGCACCAUGAAGGGUCUACAAGAAAGUAGACGGACAGUUUGCAUAGUGUCCAAAAAGUAUUUGGAGUCUAAGUGGCGUGACUAUGAAUUAAACAUGGCUAAGGUAGAAGGUAUUGAAGACCGUGGGUCUCUUGAUUACGUCAUUCUUAUAUUGUUACCCGAGGUAUACAAUGGUAAAAAUCUUCCUAAAACACUCAUGGAUCUUAUUAGGAAAGAACGGUAUAUUGAGUAUCCAAUGGAAUCGUGCGCAUAUGAUGAUUUCUGGGAUCGAUUAAUCAGAAUGAUCGAACAGUGAUUCUUAUUUUCUGUAUAAUGAUGAUAUUAGAUAUAUGUGAGGAAAAAUAAUGAAGUGACUUUGGUGAUGCAUUUGAAUUAUUUGUACAAUUUUCAUAGGUGCUAAGUGACAGUUUAAGGUAGCUCACUACAUCAAGAUCUAUACUUGUUUAUGACAGUUUAAAUGUUUUUUGAAUUUUUUAUCAUUUGAUUAGCUUUAUCAUCAUAGGUCAGUGGAUAAAAUAUCACACUUGUGAACUAUAAAUUUACAAGUUUGAAUCCGGUUUUUCAACAUUGCGUAUUGUUUCGGUCACAAAGAAGGAAUUUUCUGCUGAAUAGAGAAACUAGUUCAAGGUGUAGUAAGCUUUCUGAAGUACAGUACAUAUUUGGUAAGUUACGUAACACAUUCAAUUCAGAAAUAAAGUUAUCUAAUGUUAUUUAAAGGAAGAUUGCUUGUGUACUCCAGAGAGAAUUA